Messenger RNA from Arabis nemorensis, 426 nucleotides. The record is from the annotation of a GenBank genome assembly. NCBI's taxonomy places the organism in Eukaryota, Viridiplantae, Streptophyta, Magnoliopsida, Brassicales, Brassicaceae.
AUGGCUGCGAUAUAUAGUCUUUACAUAAUUAACAAAUCUGGUGGUUUGAUAUUCUACAAGGAUUGUGGAACAAAGGGAAGGAUGGACACGAAUGAUAGUUUGAGAGUAGCGAGUUUAUGGCAUUCGAUGCACGCCAUUUCUCAGCAGCUUUCACCUGUAAAUGGCUGUUCUGGAAUCGAGCUUCUCGAAGCCGAUACUUUUGAUCUCCAUUGUUUCCAGUCUCUCCCAGGAACAAAGUUCUUUGUGGUUUGUGAACCUGGAACUCCUCACAUGGAGAGCCUCCUUAGAUACAUUUAUGAACUCUACACUGAUUAUGUCUUGAAGAAUCCUUUCUAUGAGAUUGAAAUGCCUAUCCGUUGCGAGCUUUUUGAUAUCAACCUUACUCAAGCAGUACAGUCGGAUCGCGUUGCAUUGUUAGGACGGUGA